Messenger RNA from Penicillium cataractarum, 1284 nucleotides. Its product is annotated as pepsin-like aspartic protease. NCBI's taxonomy places the organism in Eukaryota, Fungi, Ascomycota, Eurotiomycetes, Eurotiales, Aspergillaceae. The record is from RefSeq and is a predicted model, not a curated record. Bases 1 to 1284 code for a protein of 427 amino acids. Gene Ontology annotation, biological process: proteolysis. Gene Ontology annotation, molecular function: aspartic-type endopeptidase activity. The transcript is spliced from 3 exons.
AUGCAUCUCAUCCUUUCGAUUCUACUAUUCCUUUCCUUGAGCUUCGAUGCAUUGGCUGCGCCAGCUCCCCGUCCGGCCCGGAAAAGCAGGUCUUUCCAGAUCGAACGUCUCAAGCGUAGUGACUACGUUCCUCACGGACCUACCGCAUUGCGCAAAGCGUUCCGCAAAUUCGGCAUUACGCCCGUUGAUUUCAGCAAUAUCACUCUAAACGACUUUGAGCCCUUCGACCUCAAGACUUCCGUGGUGAAUACCAAUCAAAAUACCGCCGCCGAGCCUGAUCAGACUGGCGCCGUCAGUGCGACCUCGGUGCAAGGUGAUGUUGAAUUCGUCUCGCCCGUUACGAUUGGUGGCCAAACUAUUACCAUGGACUUUGAUACCGGAUCGGCUGAUAUGUGGGUCUUCAACUCGGAACUCCCAUCAUCCAUGACCCAGAACCGCACAGUCUACGACCCCAGUAAGUCCAGCACCUACAAGAAAGUCGACGGCGGCACUUUCAAAAUCAGCUACGGCGACUCCUCAUCUGCAUCCGGCGGUCUCGCCCAAGACACCGUCGACAUCGGCGGCGCAACCGUCACAAGCCAAACCUUCGGUCUCCCAACAACCGUCUCCUCCUCCUUCGUCGAAGACACCAAUUCCAACGGCCUAGUCGGUCUUGGUUUCUCCUCAAUCAACACCUUCGACCCAGGCCCGCAAAAGACCUUCUUCGACAACAUCGCCUCCGACCUCGAGGAGCCCGUGUUAACAGCCCGCCUGCGCAGCGAUGGAGUGGGCGAGUACGAAUUUGGCAAAGUCGAUUCCAGCAAGUAUACCGGCUCCCUGGUGAAUGUCAGCGUUGACUCGUCUGCCGGAUUUUGGCAGUUCGACGCGGGUUAUUUCGCUGUUGGGAGUGGGUCUUUGCAGAAGGUUACUCAGGUGCCCAAGGCUAUUGCUGAUACUGGCACUUCGCUUAUGCUGGUGAGCCCGGAGGUUGUCACGGCUUAUUAUAAGGAGGUUGAGAACGCGGCGUACUCCAGUAGUGUGAGCGGUUGGAUUUACCCCUGCUCGGCCAGUCUCCCUAGUUUGACUGUUGCGCUGGGUGAUAAGUACCAGGCUACUAUUCCCGGCUCGUUGGUGAGCUUUGCGGAGGUUGGGAAGAAUACGACGACUGGUGAAACUGUGUGCUACGGCGGUAUCCAGUCGAAUCAGGGCUCGAGUCUGCAGAUCUUUGGUGAUGUGUUCCUCAAGGCUCUGUUCGUUGUUUUCGACCAGCGAGGUCCGUCUUUGGGCUUUGCGUCGCCUUCAUGA